Messenger RNA from Telopea speciosissima, 1191 nucleotides. RefSeq names its product probable sugar phosphate/phosphate translocator At5g25400. Gene Ontology annotation, cellular component: trans-Golgi network; endosome; Golgi apparatus. NCBI's taxonomy places the organism in Eukaryota, Viridiplantae, Streptophyta, Magnoliopsida, Proteales, Proteaceae. The transcript has a single exon. Bases 90 to 1139 code for a protein of 349 amino acids. The record is from RefSeq and is a predicted model, not a curated record. Gene Ontology annotation, molecular function: antiporter activity.
CUAUGAGACUUAGGCAUCUAGGGUUAGGGAUUCCUUGAUUCAUCUUAUUCUUCGUCUUCUACUCUGAAACAGGAACAAGAAGAAAAAAAAUGGGGAAAGGAGGUUCUCUGAGCGAGAGCGUGGUGAAAAAGAUCCUGCUCUCUUACGCAUACGUGGCCAUAUGGAUCUUCCUGAGUUUCACUGUAAUCGUGUUCAACAAAUACAUCCUAGACAAGAAGAUGUACAACUGGCCAUUUCCAAUCUCUCUCACCAUGAUCCACAUGGCCUUUUGCUCAUCCCUGGCUUUCCUCCUCGUUCGUGUCUUCAAGUUCGUUGAACCAGUCACCAUGUCUCGAGAUCUUUACCUUUCCUCCGUCGUUCCCAUCGGAGCUCUUUACUCGUUCAGCCUUUGGUUCUCUAACUCCGCUUACAUCUACCUCUCUGUUUCCUUCAUUCAGAUGCUCAAGGCACUGAUGCCGGUCGCCGUAUACUCCAUCGGCGUCCUGUUCAAGAAGGAGACCUUCAAGACUGAAUGUAUGGCGAAUAUGCUUUCUAUCUCCUUUGGUGUUGCCGUCGCCGCCUAUGGUGAAGCGCGAUUUGACACCUGGGGCGUCAUUCUCCAGCUCGCUGCGGUUGCCUUCGAGGCCACACGUCUCGUCAUGAUCCAGAUCUUGCUCACUUCCAAGGGAAUCACUCUCAACCCCAUUACCUCCCUCUACUAUGUCGCUCCAUGUUGCCUCGUGUUCCUCUUCGUCCCAUGGAUUCUCGUCGAGUUCCCUGUCCUCAAGCAGACCUCAAGCUUCCACUUCGAUUGGCCCAUCUUCGGCACCAAUUCCUUAUGCGCCUUCGCCUUGAAUCUCGCCGUAUUCUUGCUAGUGGGCAAGACUUCGGCGCUGACAAUGAAUGUUGCUGGGGUUGUCAAAGAUUGGCUUUUGAUUGCGUUCUCAUGGUCGAUCAUCAAGGAUACGGUCACUCCGAUCAAUCUGUUCGGGUACGGGCUCGCGUUCUUGGGGGUUGCUUACUAUAACCACUCCAAGUUGCAGGCGCUUAAGGCUAAGGAAGCUCAGAAGAAGGCUGCUCAGGCAGAUGAGGAGUCAGGAAGGCUUUUGGAGGUGAGAGAAGGAGAGGGUCAGGCAAGGAAGCCUGAUUCGCAGGCUUGACGUUGAUUCGGUUGUUGAUUUUUACUAUUUAGAUCAGAUAAAUAUAUAAGCC